AUGGAUAGACGUGAUUAUAGUAAGGAAAAAUACAAAUAUGGAGAUAAUGAUAAAGAUAGGCGUUUUUCAAAUGAUAAAAUAAGACAUAAUUUCGACGAAUUUACGAUGCCCUCGAAUGAUCGUAGAGAUAGAGAUAAAGACAUAGAUAGGUACAGAGAUCGAUAUAGAGAUAGAGAUAGAUAUAGAGAUAGAGAUAGAGAUAGAGAUAGAGAUAGAGAUAGAGAAAGAGAAAGAGAAAGAGAAAGAGAAAGAGAAAGAUCACGGUCACCAAAUAGGAAUUAUAGUAGAAAUAACAAUAGUAGUAGUUAUAAUAGUAAUAAUAGUAGCAGUAGCUUUGAUGACGGGUAUAAAUAUAGAGAUAUGGAUAGGGAAAGAGAUAAAUACAGAGAAAAUAAAAGAUUUGAUAGUUCAAGAAAUAAUGAAGAUCAUAGGUCAUCGAUUAGGCCGCUAUCUUAUGAUGGAUAUGAUGAUGAUGAUUAUGGACGUUCAAAGAGGAAUAAAACUGAACAAUAUUUAAAAGAAAUGGUAGCUUCAAAUGGUAAUCAAAAGAGAGAAAGAUUAGAGGAUAGUAUACCUGAUUUACCAGAGAAUAGAGAGGCAAGAGAAUUCUUAAGAAAUGCUCCAACUAAAGGUUUACAUCAACCAUUAGGAAAAGAAGUUAAAGUUAUGCAAUGUUGGAAAUGUAAAUUCUAUGGUCAUAGAGCAAUAGAAUGUACUCAAACUAAUCCAAUUGCUGAAUAUGAAAAAUUAAAAAGAGAAGAUCCAAUGAUUCAAUAUAAUGAUCAUGAUGAUUUUGGUUUUAAUAAUAAUAAAAACAAUAAUAUAAAUAAUAAUAAUAAUAAUAAUAAUAAUAAUUUUAUUCAUAAAGAUAGAAUUAAUAAAAUAAAUAAUACUAAUGAUGAGAAUAAUGAUAAUAAUAAUAAAAUGAAUAAAAGACAAAAAAAAUUAAAACAGCUUCAAGAAUUAUUAGCAAGAGCAGAGGAAAAUGAGAGAAAAAGGAAAGAGAAGAAAAGAAAAAGAAAAGAAAAGAAAAAAAUCAAAGCCAGUAAAAAAUCUCAUCAUCGUCAUAGUAGCGAUAGUGAUAGUAGUGGUGGUGGUAGUAGUGAUAGUGAUAGUGAUCUCAGCAAAGACGAGAGUUAUUCAAGUAAUGAAAGUGAAUAA
Messenger RNA from Dictyostelium discoideum AX4, 1161 nucleotides. RefSeq lists its product as hypothetical. The record is from RefSeq and is a predicted model, not a curated record. Gene Ontology annotation, biological process: RNA splicing. Bases 1 to 1161 code for a protein of 386 amino acids. The transcript has a single exon. Lineage: Eukaryota; Evosea; Eumycetozoa; Dictyosteliales; Dictyosteliaceae.